Lasiosphaeria miniovina is the source of this 1584-nucleotide messenger RNA. RefSeq names its product pyruvate kinase. Gene Ontology annotation, molecular function: pyruvate kinase activity; magnesium ion binding; potassium ion binding. The record is from RefSeq and is a predicted model, not a curated record. Gene Ontology annotation, biological process: glycolytic process. Lineage: Eukaryota; Fungi; Ascomycota; Sordariomycetes; Sordariales; Lasiosphaeriaceae. The coding region runs from base 1 to 1584 and encodes 527 amino acids. The transcript is spliced from 6 exons. Gene Ontology annotation, cellular component: cytoplasm.
AUGGCGGCCACGGCUCUGGAUCACCUCCAGCUCGGCGGCAGAAUCGACUGGCUUGCCCAGCUCGACACUGCUUUCCAGCCCGAGCGCAACCUGCGUCGGACAUCUAUCAUCUGCACUAUUGGUCCCAAGACGAACUCGGUCGAGGCGAUCAACAAGCUCCGCGAGGCUGGCUUGAACGUUGUGCGGAUGAACUUUUCCCACGGCAGCCAUGAAUAUCACCAGUCGGUGAUUGACAAUGCCCGUGCUGCGGAGAAGGCCCAGAAGGGCCGCCAAGUGGCGAUCGCUCUUGACACCAAGGGACCUGAGAUCCGUACCGGCAACACGACCGGCGAUGCCGACAUCCCUAUUGCUGCCGGUACCGUGAUGAACUUCACCACCGAUGAGAAAUACGCCACUUCGUGUGACACGGAGAACAUGUAUGUCGACUACAAGAACAUCACCAAGGUGAUUACGCCAGGCCGCAUCAUCUACGUUGACGAUGGUGUUUUGGCUUUCGACGUGAUUGAGAUCACAGACGACAAGACCGUCAAGGUCAAGGCGAGAAACAAUGGUUUCAUCUCGUCGCGCAAGGGCGUCAAUCUCCCCAACACAGAUGUCGAUCUUCCCGCUCUUUCAGAGAAAGAUAAGAACGAUCUGCGGUUCGGCGUGAAGAACAAUGUCGAUAUGGUGUUUGCCUCCUUCAUCCGUCGGGGCCAGGACAUCAAGGAUAUCCGCGAAGUGCUUGGAAAGGACGGUGCCCACAUCCAGAUCAUUGCCAAGAUUGAGAACCGUCAAGGUCUCAACAAUUUCGCCGAGAUCUUGGCUGAGACGGACGGUGUGAUGGUUGCUCGUGGUGACUUGGGCAUUGAGAUUCCCGCGGCUGAGGUUUUCGCAGCCCAGAAGAAGAUUAUUGCCAUGUGCAACAUUGCUGGCAAGCCAGUCAUCUGCGCAACACAGAUGCUCGAGUCCAUGAUCAAGAACCCCAGACCCACCAGAGCCGAGAUCAGCGAUGUCGGUAACGCAGUUACGGACGGUGCCGACUGCGUCAUGUUGUCCGGCGAGACAGCCAAGGGUAUCUACCCCAACGAGGCUGUGCGCGAGAUGAGCGAAGCGUGCUUGAAGGCCGAAAACACUAUCCCUUACGUUAGUCAUUUUGAAGAGCUGUGCACUCUCGUUAAGCGGCCAGUGUCCAUCACGGAGUCCUGCGCCAUGGCUGCUGUUCGGGCCUCGCUGGAUCUCAACGCCUCUGCCAUCUUCGUGCUCUCGACUUCCGGGGAGUCGGCUCGCCUCCUAUCCAAGUACCGCCCCGUGUGCCCCAUCAUCAUGAUUACCCGCAGCCCCUCGGCCUCCAGAUACGCCCAUCUUUACCGCGGCGUCUACCCCUUCCUCUUCCCCGAGGCCAAGCCCGACUUCACCAAGGUUAACUGGCAAGAGGAUGUUGAUCGCCGCAUCAAGUGGGGACUCAGCAAUGCCAUUGGCCUCAACAUCCUGAACCAGGACGAGACCGUCGUCGUUGUGCAGGGCUGGAAGGGCGGCAUGGGCAACACCAAUACCCUGCGUAUUGUCAAGGCCGAUGUCAACCACCUUGGAAUUGGACAACAAUAA